Durusdinium trenchii is the source of this 375-nucleotide messenger RNA. The record is from the annotation of a GenBank genome assembly. NCBI's taxonomy places the organism in Eukaryota, Dinophyceae, Suessiales, Symbiodiniaceae.
AUGUGCCCCGAGAAGUCUGCUUUGGGCUUUGAGUUGAGUUGUGCUAACUUGGGCGCCACGACCGGCAGUCGUGUGCGGCUGCGUUGCGGCAUCGUCCUUUUGCUGCAAGGAGAUGUCCCGCCUAUGACCACACACCAGGCUGUGGCAUCAGCCGCGGCCCUGCUACGAGAAAAUGACCCUGUGAGAGCCGCCAAGGCACUGAACCACGCUGCACCGUUAACUGUACAUCUCAUGGUGAAAGAGCACAUCCGACUUUUGGACCGAGAUGCCAGGUGGCAAUUUCAAGCCAUGAAUUUCAAUCGUGUGUGUUCUGCUUGGGCUUUCUGUAACUUGUGGUCAAGCACUGCAAGCUGGAAGCUUUCAAGUGGAGCUUAA